Messenger RNA from Candoia aspera, 1903 nucleotides. RefSeq names its product NOP protein chaperone 1 (gene NOPCHAP1). Gene Ontology annotation, molecular function: box C/D methylation guide snoRNP complex binding. The coding region runs from base 52 to 507 and encodes 151 amino acids. The record is from RefSeq and is a predicted model, not a curated record. Gene Ontology annotation, biological process: box C/D snoRNP assembly. NCBI's taxonomy places the organism in Eukaryota, Metazoa, Chordata, Lepidosauria, Squamata, Candoiidae. The transcript has 4 exons.
CCUCCGGGAGACGUUGCGUGUCGCUGCUGCGAGCGGGGCUGUUUGGGCUGGAUGGCGCAGAGUGAUGGUAACGCGGGUCCGGGGGUAUCCCGGGAGCUGCUUUCCGUGGGAGGCGGAGGAGGUAUUGGGGAAACACUUUUGCUCAGUUCAAAACCUGCUAAAAAGAAAGCCACAACCUUACAGACAGCCAGGCUGCCCAGAAGCAACCUUUUGGAUAAGGUGCAGAACUUUCUGCCCCAGAUGGCUAGUGCAAAUAAUCAGCUGAGAAGAGAAAUGGACAGCAGGCCGGGCCAAGAGUUUGACAUUGAACAUGUAGAUCCUUCGAUGGAAAAGAUAAUUGAAAUGAAUGUGGCCUUAGUGGAACUGAAUGACUCUGAUACAAUGGAAUCAGAAGAUGAUUCUGAAUAUGAGGACAGCUCUAUCUGUGAAGAAGUUACAGAAGAAAAUAUUAAGCUUCCUUUAUCCAAAAAGGAAGGCCACAUAGAAAUUUUGGAUAGCAAAACAUGAGUAGGUGAAUUAGCCUUAUUUGGCUGUCAAUUUCAGUAUCUGACAUGAAAUCCUCAAUUUUUUUCAAGACCUCUUGGAAUGUGGUGCUGUGUACUGAUAAGCUUAUUUUAUGUGCUUCCUAUUUUGAGAGGUGUAGAAAAUCUUUUUGCAGGUCUGCUAUCAAGUCAGAAGAAAUUAAUGAGGAUUCCAUCUGUAAAAUUGAAGGAAAAGCAGAAAGAGUAAUUGGAUCAGACAGAAGAGCCAAUAUCAAGAUAGCUAUGGACUAUUUAUGUUUUAAUUUUUAAUAAUGUUCCUUGAUAAUACCAGUUCUUGGAUUCAUAGAGACAAGUGAAAAUGCCUCUGGAACAAAAGAUCAUUUACUCUAGAUUGUUCCAGUUAUAGAGUAUUUGGUUGGUGACCAACUGCUGUAUGUUAUGGCUAGUGGCAUCUUGAAGAACUUGUAGGGUGUUUCAGUUUUAAUUCUAACCCAGAAAUGGGGAUCUAGUGGCCUUCCAGAUGAACUACAUUCCUAACUCCCAGGUCCGGUUGAGAUUGAUGCUCAUUUGUUUGUGCCAAAGGUUACUUACCUUGCAUGGAGUGUCCGUUACUAUAAGAGUGAAAGAGAAUUGUGUUAGAUUGAAAGAGAUGUUUGUGGAUAAGCAGCAUUCAUAACUGAGUAUGAGGUAUGCCAUUGGGAAUCUUUAAUGUCCAAAACAUGUACAAAUCAGAUUUGGGGUCUAUAAUCCCAGCCAGUAUGGUUGAUGAUGCAGUAUGCCAGGAAUUAUAGUUAAUAUCUGGAGGAUUUCUGGUUCUCCUUACAUGGUAUAAAUGCUAAGAUCACAAAACAACUGCCUGUCCUUAGACUUCAAGUUCUUAAUCCGAAUUUUCUACAAAGAAAAAGAGUUAAUGGCUAGUCUAAUAGACAUGUUACAUACUUGAAAUUAAAAUAUGCCUUGUAUUCUCAUAAAGUUUGUUUAAACUGAAUAAAAGACAGCUUUUUAAGAUGUUCAGUAUUUGCUUUAUACUGUAAAAGGCAUUAACUUGCAAGAUGCAUGCAAAUUUGAACUGAAAUUAUGUUUUUAUUUUUAUGGACAAUAUUUUAGGAUUAUGCAUUCUUACCAGAACAUACUGUACAUUCCACUGAAUAAGAAAGUCUUAUUUCUGAAUAAAUAAUAUUUGAGUUGUUAUUGCUUCCUUGAGAAUGGAAUUGAAUACAAAUCAGGAAUGUUUGACAUGAAAAGUCAAAUAGGCUGAACAUUCUGGAAGCAGAAACUAUUAAUAGCUCCAUACUGCAUAUGGUAGAUUAUGGUCCAUAAUCUUCAGUGAAGAGGCCCAUCUUGCAGUGAAUUGAUUUGGGUUGAUGAUAAUAAUUGUAAUAUAUAAAUGUAAAUAAUAAAUAAAAUUUAGGUGCAUUUGC